AUGGCGGCUUCCCAUGAAGCAUCCGAUUCUUCGCAGGUUGAUGCACUCCACUGGGGGCUGCAGUGGUGGCUGCUGAGCUUGCGCAGAGGGAGGGCGCUGAGGAGGAGGCGUGACAUUCCUGGUGGCUGGACGGCAUGGUGCAUGACGCUGUGGCUGGGGGCCCAGCUGCCGGACCCACCGGAAAAGAAGAAGGAGGUGCCAGCGGUCAGAAAUGAGAUGGGCACUUGUAAUAGCAUGACCCAUAUGACCCUGACCUUGGAAUUCUCCGAUGCUGACAUUGAUUCUCCUCAACCUGUGACAUUUGAUGUGGUGACAACAAAGUCCAACAUUCUGGACUCGACAGCUGUCAAUGCAGGUUGGCUGCCACUCUUUGGGCUGAAGAUCAGUUUGACUUUUGCAGAUGAGCUGCUGGAAACAGACACAGAGUCUGUGGACCGCUGCUGUCGGGGUUUUGUUCAGCGGAAGGCCUUGAACAUGCAGUUCAAGCUCUUCACUGGCGAGCACGACAUUCAAUCUUUCUUGUUGCAAAAGCUGCUGGAGAUGCUGGAGAAAUCCAUUGAGUGGUCUGGAGGAUCCAAGGAUGCAGAGCAACUCCACCAAAAGCUGAGAGGAUUGCAAACAUUGUCGAGGACGGGUGUUGCAGAUAUUCAGCCAGCACCAAAGGCGUGUCUAUUCCUGGGAACUGAAAACCCGGUUGGACGCGCGUCCUCUGAUCCAGAGAGUCAGCGAGCCAGGCAAGAUGCCAUGUGCUCUCCACCAAGUAGGUCUUGCAAGUCAGCAGAGGCUCUAAUUCAUGAACAGAGCCAGUUGCAGCAGACCUCGGUGAUGGGCACCGAUGAAAGAGAAGCAAGAAAGGCAAGGGCUUGGCGCCAAUCGAAGUUAGUCGCCAAUUUCCGCAAGCUUUGGCAUUCACAGCAGGCUACCAAGGACGUACGCCAGAACACUCAUGAUGUGCAGGCUUUGAAACCGAACCGGACAGGAUCAAAGAAGAAGAAGCAGACCAUGCCAACCAUUGAUGAGCAACCGGAUGAACCACCGAGCACCACGGAUGACAGCGAUGGUGGUGCGGAAUCUGAAGGUAGCAGCAAUGACUUUGGUGCCAUGGACUUUGCAGAGGUGCCUGACGACCUUCCUGCUGUGGCGCCUCCAGUGGCAGGUGUCGUGAAAUCAACACCUACACAACGACAAGGCUUGGGUUUGCGCUGA
Molecule: messenger RNA, 1206 nt
Organism: Cladocopium goreaui
Lineage: Eukaryota; Dinophyceae; Suessiales; Symbiodiniaceae
Source: the annotation of a GenBank genome assembly